AUGUUCCCGUCAUUGCCACUAAUACGACUGAAUGGCUUCAAAGUUUAUUCGAUGAAGGAAUUCAAUGAGUUGAAAUGCGAUGUGGGCUCUGAACUUCAAUGCAGCAAAUUGAUUAUUGGUACCAAUUUGGCAGGACGAGGUACAGAUAUCAAACUUAGCUGUGAAUUAGUUCAUGCAAGAGCAUUACACGUAAUUACCGCGUGCUUACCGGCCAAUUGUCGUAUAGAAGAACAGGCAUCUGGACGUGCAGCACGUUGCGAACAACCAGGAUCUGCACAGAUCAUAGCUGUGCGUGCAACAGAUGAUGAUACGCAACCAUCAGUAUUUCAACCGAAAAUGUUCCGUGAUAAUCAAGAAGUGCAUCGUUUAGCUUCUCUCAAAUCAUUUUACGAUUUUCAUACUGAAACUGAAGAGAAAUGUCUGGAAAACUUUCGACAUCAUUGUAGUCAAGCAUUUAGUGUUAUUUAUUCUUCGAAAAAAUAUCCUAUCGAUGGUGAUAAAAAUUGUUAUAAAAUUGCCAAGAAAUGGAUUGAUUUUCCUCAAUCACUUAUUACACCUGGAAUUAUUCAAAUGAGUCAUAACAAUGGUUUUCAAGCAACUGAAGAGACGUUCAACCAAAUUCUUGCUGAUGGUUAUGGAUUUGCUGCGGGAGUUUAUUAUUCCAAAGCUUGUAUGAGAAUGUGUCAAUGGACGAAAACACGAACUACAUUGGAUUCAAUCGCAAUCGUGUCAACAGAAAGUUUUCCGGAAAAUAUUGAAUAUGCUAUCGAAUAUUUUCGCAAAUCACGAGCAUUAUUUACAAAUCGAGUUC
Molecule: messenger RNA, 811 nt
Organism: Didymodactylos carnosus
Lineage: Eukaryota; Metazoa; Rotifera; Eurotatoria; Philodinida; Philodinidae
Source: the annotation of a GenBank genome assembly